AUGAGUUGCAGACAGUUCAUGUCCUCCCCGUGGAGCCGCAGCAGCUCUGGGGGCAGUGGGGGCAGCAUGAUGUCCUCCUUCAGCCGCAUGAGCUGCUCGGGAGCUAGUGGAGGAGGGGGCCGGUUCAGCUCUUCCAGUAGCUAUGGAGCUGGGAGCUCUGGGGCCUGUGGGAGGGGAGGUGCUGGCAGUUUUGGCUCCAGCUACGGUGGGAUGUCUGGGGGAGGCUUUAGUGCUGGUAGCUUUGAUGGACGUUCUAGGGGCUUUGUUGGUGGUUCUGGAGGAUGCUUUGGGGGCUCUGGGGGCUUUGGUGGUAGUUCUGGGGGAGGUUUUGGAGGCUUUGGUGGUGGCUCUGGAGGAGGCUUUGGAGGUGGUUCUGGAGGAGGUUUUGGGGGGUUUGGCAGUGGCUUUGACAGUGGUGCCAGUGGUAUUCUGGGUGCUGAUGAGAAGACCGCCAUGCAGGACCUCAAUUCCCGGCUGGCCUCCUACUUGGAUAAAGUGCGGGCACUGGAGAAUGCCAACAAGGAACUGGAGAAUAAGAUUCGGGAAUGGUAUGACAAGCAGGGACCCAGGACCUUCCACAGGGACUACUCGUCCUACUAUGACACUAUCGAAGACCUCAAGAACCAGAUUGUGAACAUCACAGUGAACAGUAAUAAGACUCUCUUGGAUAUUGACAACACUCGCAUGACACUGGAUGACUUCAGGAUGAAGUAUGAUAUGGAGAACAGCCUACGAAAAGGAGUGGAUGCUGACAUCAAUGGCUUGCGGAAGGUGCUUGAAGAUAUGAACAUGCAAAAGUCUGACAUGGAGAUGCAGUAUGAGUCUCUGCAGGAGGAAAUGAUGGCCCUGAAGAAGAAUCAUGAGGAGGAGAUGAAUCAGCUGACUGGGCAGAACUCUGGAGAUGUUAGUGUGGAGAUAAAUGCUGCUCCUGGCAAAGAUCUCACCAAGAUCCUCAAUGACAUGCGUGAAGAGUAUGAGCGGAUCAGUGCUAAGAACCGCAAGGACAUUGAGGUGCAAUAUGAGACUCAGAUGAGCCAGAUGGAGCAGGAAGUGAUGACCAGUGGCCAGGAGAUGGAGUCCAACCACAAGGAGGUGACCCAGCUCCAGCGCAGCAUUCAGGAGAUGGACAUUGAGCUGCAGUCUCAGUUCAGCAAGAAAUCAGCCCUGGAGAAGUCCUUGGAAGACACCAAGAACCGCUACUGUGGCCAGCUGCAGCAGUUGCAAGGGCAGAUCAGUAACCUGGAGGGCCAGCUCACGGAGAUCCGGCAAGAGAUUGAAUGCCAGAAUCAAGAAUACAGCCUUCUGCUCAGCAUUAAGACACGGCUGGAACAGGAAAUUAAGACCUACCGCAACCUCCUUGAGGGUGGCCAGGAGGACUUUGAAUCUCAUGAAUCUGGACGAAGCCACUUUGGAGGUGGCAGAAAUAGAUAUCAAGGUGGAAGUGGAGGCAGUCAUGGAAGAGGAUCCUGGGGAGGAAGUGGUGGCAGCUAUGGUGGAGGAAGCAGUUCUGGAGGAGGGAGUGGAGGCAACUAUGGUGGAGGGAGUAGUUCUGGAGGAGGAAGUGGAGGCAAGGGAGGAAGUGAAGGCAGCUAUGGUGGAGGGAGUAGUUCUGGAGGAGGAAGUGGAGGCAAGGAAGGAAGUGGAGGCAGCUAUGGUGGAGGAAGUAGUUCUGGAGGAGGAAGUGGAGGCAGCUAUGGUGGAGGCAGCAGCUCUGGAGGAGGAAGUGGAGGCAGGAGAGGAAGUGGAGGCAGCUAUGGUGGAGGAAUUAGCUCUGGAGGAGGAAGUAGAGGCAGCUAUGGUGGAGGAAGUAGUUCUGGAGGAGGAAGUGGAGGCAGGGGAGGAAGUGGAGGCAGCUAUGGUGGAGGAAGUAGUUCUGGAGGAGGAAGUGGAAGCAGCUAUGGUGGAGGCAGUAGCUCUGGAGGAGGAAGUGGUAGUGGCUAUGAAGAAGGCAGUGGAUUCAAAGGAAGUGGAAGAUCAUCUCAGUCCCAGUCCUCUUCCUCCAAAUCUGGUGAAUGUGAUGAUAAACAAGGCUACCAGAAUCAAUAUUAG
This is a messenger RNA of Mustela lutreola (European mink), 2049 nucleotides long. RefSeq names its product keratin 9 (gene KRT9). Gene Ontology annotation, molecular function: structural molecule activity. Bases 1 to 2049 code for a protein of 682 amino acids. The record is from RefSeq and is a predicted model, not a curated record. Gene Ontology annotation, cellular component: keratin filament. The transcript is spliced from 9 exons. Lineage: Eukaryota; Metazoa; Chordata; Mammalia; Carnivora; Mustelidae.